AUGUAUAAUCCUCCUAGCAGUCUCGCCUAUCCUUCAAAUAUUUCUCCUCCACCGCCGCUCUUUCUUUCUCAGUCCACCUCCGAAACUAGUAUCGCAGAAAUGCAUACAGACCAGCGCGGCCUCCCGCUUUUCACGCCUUCUGGAUCUCAGAGCAGCUUUGUACCUCCGGGCUUUUGGAAGAAACUCUUCAAGGGCUGGAGAGUGAUUAUCUUUCGCUCCUGGCUGAAUCUUCUUCUAUUCCUCAUUCCAGUGGCAUACGCCCUCAGCGUUACGAUGGAAGAAUCGCACAGCCUAGUGUUCGGCUUUUGUUUGCUCGCCUUGGUUCCUUUGGUUCAGUUGCACGAACUCUCAACCGCGGAAUUGGUCUGCCGUAUUGGCGGGUCGAAUACUGGCCUGAUCAAUGCUAGUUUGUCAAACAUUGUCGAACUUGUCGUUGCAAUUAUCGCGCUGCGGAAAUGCGAACUUCGCGUCCUCCAGUCCACUCUUGUGGGCUCGAUGUUGAGCAAGCUCUUACUUGUACUAGGGAUGUGCUUCUUUGCUGGAGGUUUACGUUUUACCGAACAGGGUUUUGAUCCCACGGCAAAUCAGAUUCAUUCGUCGUUACUGAGCAUCAGCGUUGGCGCAGUCCUGCUGCCAGCAGCGUAUCACUUUGCGCUCGGCGACGACGACCCCAUGCCUGACAGCCAGAAACAGAAUAUUCUAAGAAUGAGCCAUGGCGUUUCCCUUGUCUUAAUGUCACUCUAUACCGCAUACCUUCUAUUUCAGCUCUGGUCGCAUUCCCAUUUGUACCGGGAUACACACAAGAAGAGUAUCAAAUUAACUACGAAGGUACCUUCCCCUGCCUCAUUCUUUCGGAAACCGCGACAGAAAACCGAGUCCUCGCCAUCUCUGUCUGCUUGUGCAUCAAAAGAUAAUCUUCCUCUCGAGUGCCUGAACAGUUAUAAUAAUUUGCCAUACCAUGGAACCCCCUAUGCGACACAAUCUGAAGUUACACUUACCAAUACUCAACCUCUGGACACCCAACAGGGUUGCUCUGUUCGACUAGUUGGCGCUGGCGUUCCCAUGUCCAGGGGCCCAACUACUGAUAGUCGUAGCUUCAGUGGGUCCACCUAUCAUGAGAGUCCCGAAAUGGACCAAGACAGCUUCAAAGAAGUCGAUUUAAAGGGCGAUGAAGACAUGAACGGAGCACGUCCAGUAUCCCCUGUAUCAACUACCGCUUCAGGUCAGCGAGAACCGCAGCUCAGCAUUUUUAUGACACUUCUUCUACUGUCAAUUGUUACCGUGUGUGUGGCAUUCACUGCCGAUUGGUUGGUAGAGGCUAUGAAUGGCAUCUCGACGACCAUCAGCAAAGAAUGGGUUGCCCUUAUCCUCCUUCCGGCUGUGAGCUCUCUGGCAGAAUGCGCCACCGCCAUCAACGUCUCGUACAGGGAUCAAUUGAAUCUCAGCAUCUCUGUGGCUGUUGGCUCUACAAUUCAAACUGCGCUAUUCGUAAUUCCAUUCAUGGUGACCGUGGCUUGGAUAGCCGGCAAACCUUUGGCGCUUCUAUUUGACCCUUUCGAGUCACUGGUUCUUUAUAUUUCUGUACAGACUAUGACGUACGUUGUCAGCGAUGGAAAAUCUAAUUGGCUGGAGGGUAUCAUUCUCAUAGGCUUGUACAUUAUAAUCGCGGUCUCUUUCUGGUAUUACCCAGGCUCUACGCUUCCGAGUUCCUUGGCAGCUUGUCACGCCGAUCUUUCCGCUCUGAACUGA
Messenger RNA from Desarmillaria tabescens, 1749 nucleotides. RefSeq names its product Sodium/calcium exchanger protein-domain-containing protein. Gene Ontology annotation, biological process: calcium ion transmembrane transport; intracellular calcium ion homeostasis. NCBI's taxonomy places the organism in Eukaryota, Fungi, Basidiomycota, Agaricomycetes, Agaricales, Physalacriaceae. The record is from RefSeq and is a predicted model, not a curated record. The transcript is spliced from 23 exons. Bases 1 to 1749 code for a protein of 582 amino acids. Gene Ontology annotation, cellular component: fungal-type vacuole membrane. Gene Ontology annotation, molecular function: calcium:proton antiporter activity.